UCAACUCUAAAGUUAACUUGCAACAACCAACCUUCGCAACGGAAAAAACAUCGACGCUUUUUCCGAUCAUCCGAUGUCUAUAUCAGUCCAACAUCCGCCAUUAACACACGAACCUGCAACUUCAACCGAAGGUAUGACCACCACACUCGAAUCUUCCUUGCUCAAUUUACUCCAUCAACAUCAAGUCUCAUCUUCUUCCCUUCGCAAUCAAACUGAGAAAUCGAAGAAGGAAGCCAUUAAAGCUGGAAUUCGAGUUUCAGAGCUUAUGGUAGAUGCUGUUAAUGGCGGAGUUCAAGAAUCUUUUCUUCAUCAAAAACAAAUUGAACUUGAAAUUCGAUCUUUAACGGUUACGAUUAACCGAUUUCAUAAACAAACUCAACAAUGGUUGAAUGCUUCUCGAUCUCUUAACACUGCGAUUAAGGAAAUCGGCGAUUUUGAGAAUUGGAUAAAGGUGAUGGAAUAUGAUUGUAAAAGCAUCACUACUGCAAUUCGCAACAUUCAUCAAGCAUGAAGAUAACUUCAAUUCAUUAUCUCUGUAAUUAUUUCAACUUUUUUUUCAUUAAUGCUAACUUUUGUAGUUUUUCAGAUGUUAAUCUUGAUUGUUUAAAUAUUUGUGUCAAUUAGUAUAUUCUGGAUGUAGUUUGAGCUUUGUGAAGUUGUAUGCAACAAAUUGAGUCACUUACAUUCAAGAUCAUUCUGGUUAAUCAGCUAAUUAAAAUGUAGAUUCCAAUU
This is a messenger RNA of Beta vulgaris subsp. vulgaris (sugar beet), 732 nucleotides long. Its product is annotated as biogenesis of lysosome-related organelles complex 1 subunit 1. Gene Ontology annotation, biological process: endosomal transport. The transcript is spliced from 3 exons. The record is from RefSeq and is a predicted model, not a curated record. Gene Ontology annotation, cellular component: BLOC-1 complex. Bases 74 to 511 code for a protein of 145 amino acids. Lineage: Eukaryota; Viridiplantae; Streptophyta; Magnoliopsida; Caryophyllales; Amaranthaceae.